AUGGAGUCCCAACCGGAAUUGAGUGUUUUGGAAGUAAACAAGCGAUUGCUUACGGAACUUGAAGAUAUGGGAUUCCCACGGCUCCUAGCAGCAAGGGCACUUCAUUAUUCUGACAAUACUGGCAUUGAGGCUGCCAUAGAUUGGAUCGUUGAGCACGAGAAUGACCCAGAUAAUAUUGAUCCAACGCCCUUGAUAGCAGUGAACAUUGAUAUCGACUCUCCUCAGCCAUUUCAAACUACAGAGGAAAUGCAAAUAAAAGCACAAGAAUUAAGGAAUCGAGCUCGCAAGAAGAAGGAAGAUGAAGAAAGGAAGUCGGAACGAGUAAGGGAGAAGGAAAGGAUUCGAGCUGGCAAGGAAAUCCUUGAAGCGAAGCGAAUUGCUGUGGAUAAUGAAAGAAAACGUUAUUUAGCCUUGAGGAAAUCAGAGAAAGAGGAAGAGAAAAGGGCAAGGGAUAAAGUUCGUCAGAAACUGGAAGCUGAUAAGGCUGAACGAAGGCGGAUGCUUGGAUUGCCAGCAGUAAGCCAGGCAACUACAAAACUUUCUAGACCUUCCACACAUGAAAAAAAGAACUAUGCUUCCAUUACGUCUGUCAGGAAAGCUGAGCAGUUAAGAGAAUGUUUAAGGUCUCUCAAGCUCAAUCACAAGGAUUCUGAUGCUACAGUCAAAAGGGCCUUUCAAACUCUUCUCAUUUAUGUUGGGAAUGUUGCAAAGAAUCCUGAUGAGGAAAAAUUCAGGAAAAUUCGCAUCAGUAAUCCAUUAUUCCAGAAUAGGAUUGGAAGAUUGAGAGGAGCCACUGAGUUUCUUGAACUUUGUGGGUUCGAAAGAAUCGAAGAGGACAAAUUCUUGUAUCUUCCUCGUGAUAAGGUAGACUUGGCAGUUCUAAACUCAGCAGGACUGGAGAUAAAGUCUGCAAUAACGAAUCCUUUCUUUGGACUUUUCUCCCAUGCGUAG
This is a messenger RNA of Dovyalis caffra, 951 nucleotides long. The record is from the annotation of a GenBank genome assembly. NCBI's taxonomy places the organism in Eukaryota, Viridiplantae, Streptophyta, Magnoliopsida, Malpighiales, Salicaceae.